This is a messenger RNA of Moneuplotes crassus, 996 nucleotides long. Lineage: Eukaryota; Ciliophora; Spirotrichea; Euplotida; Euplotidae. The record is from the annotation of a GenBank genome assembly.
CUAAUAAAUUUUUAAGAUUUAUGAAAUUAAGCACUCCAAUAUCUUUCAUGAUAUUCCUCACUUUUGUUCAUCAGGAAACUUCUCUCAAUGAUUUAGUAGGAAAGACAGAAUCUAGAAUAUUAGAUGAAAUAAUGACAAGUUAUCCGUCAUACAACUGGAAGACUCAGGCAAUAAUUGCAACGUUUAUUAUUCAAACCGUGCCUGUGAUAGUAAUGGCACUGGUAUAUACUUGCUUAAAAAAGUUUGUGAGAGACAGUAAGAACUCUUUGCUCAUUCAGCUGAUGUACGCUUUCACUUUUGGCUCCAUAAUGGGAGAUGUAUUUUUCCAUAUUUUUCCUUCACUUAAUAACUAUCACACACAAGAUGGCAAAGUCUUUGAAAGGCACCAACAAAUUAGAAUGCACUAUUACUUCGUUGGAGGAAUGAUCUUGUCAUAUUUCUUAGAAGUUAUUAUAAACAGACUAUUUUCAAAUCCCUGCAAUCAAAACUCGGAUCUCAACGAAGAUGAGAGUAGAGAUAAAAGAGGUGAUUCCUCACCUGUAAUCCUAGCAUUCUUCGGUGAUUUUUUUCACAAUUUCGCUGAUGGGCUCGCUAUUGCAAGUACUUUUGGAUUGAGUCCAAAGCUUGGAUUGACCACUGCUGUUGCUUCUUUUAUCCAUGAAAUUCCUGACGAGAUAGGAGACUUUGCUUAUCUCUACAAAAAUGGAUAUGGAUACCGCCAAGCUCUAUCUUAUCAACUUCUCACUGGUUUUGGAUCAAUCAUGGGAGCCUUUACAAGCUUUACUUUCAGUGGAAAUACCACAAUCGAAAUGGUCGCAGUAUCCGGAGGCUUAUUUACAUAUAUGUCUCUGCUUGUAUUCCUCAAUGAUCUGAGAGAUAGUAGUCGGAUAUCAUGGGCUAUUGCAAAUACCAUAUUAAUUUUUCUUGGACUCUACGUUAUGCAAACAGUGGCGUUGUUUCAGAAGAGUUAACUUGCUCAUUUUCAAUAUUUGAAAA